GGCGCAGGCGCGCCGCGGGCUGGUUAGGCCGUUGGAGUCCUCAUGGAGCCGGAAGUGUUGCUUCGGAAGGUGUCGGUGUUACAGGCCUGCGUCCGGGGCUUCUUGGUCCGACGCCAGUUCCAGAGGCUGCGAGCUGAGUAUGAGGCGAUUGUAGGAGAGAUCGAGGGCGACCUGGGUGUGCUUCAGUGGACUGAAGGCUGGAUUCCCAGGCCCAGGUUUCUCCCAGAGAAGGCGAAAUCGUGUGGGACCAGGAAAGCAGGAGACAGGGUACCCAAUGCAGAGCAGCAGCUGCCGAGCCACUUCCCUUGUGAAGAGCCUGAGAGACAGGCCCCCUGGGAGGAGAAGCCGGGAGAGAGCUCAGCAAACCCAGGACGUCUUCCCGGCCGAGAUGACAGCUCCUGGCUUCAGGCUGAGCAGAGCAGGGAGACCAGAGGCACACCAAGCGUGGAGAACCCAGAUGCCCUGGGUCCCGGAUUGCCCCAGGGUCUGUCAGAGCUCCAGUCCCACCGCAGCCACUUGGCCAUGGAACUGCUGUGGAUUCAACAAGCCAUCAAUAGCCGGAAGGAGUACUUACUACUCAAACAAACACUGAGCUCCCCAGAGGCAGGCCAGACCAGAGACAAGCCCAGGAUGUGCUCAGACCCCGGGGGCCAGGCCUGUGGGUGGAUCUGGUCAGAACCAAGUCCAUCACUAGAGGACCAGUGCUACCGAGACAGGACCACCACAGAGCUAACCCACACAGAUGACUGCUGCCCAGGGGGCAGACCUCAAUGCCACAAAUCCCCAGAACGUCUGGCUGCUACAGAGAGAAAGCUCCCUGGGGCUGAGAGCAGAGGACCAUGUUACAGGAGUGCUGGCCCACAGCCGCCUACGCCGCCAGCCAGCCAGGCUAGCAGGCCCAGGCUCACCAAAGGGCCAGACCGUGGAGAACAGGCACUUGAAGGGACCUGCCUGCAGCAGGAGCAACUCCUGGAGGACCAGACUCCUGGAGGCCUCAAACCUAGAGGUCACUGUCCCAGGAAGGCCAGGACACAACUGCCUGUACUCUGUGAGGACCCCAGCAUUGAAGACAAGUCCUCCAGGUGGCCCGACCACCAAGACUCUGGCAAACAGCCAGGCCCCAAGGGGCGGGCCUCUGAGACGAUCAUAUGAUCUGGGAUAGGACCAUAGCAGGGCCAGAGCCUGGUGGCCCAGAUCUCAGAAAGGUUAAACCAGCCCAGAGCCAGGCCCCCAGUGAUAGACGGUCCAGGGAUGGAACCUCCAUUGAGCCUAAUCACCACGGAUGGAGAAACCAGAGGACUGGACUGUGGAGUUCAAGGCCACCUGAGAACCUUUCUUCUGCAGGGUCAGACGGUAUAGGAGAGGACCCGUGGAGGAGCAGGCUGUGGAAAACAGGACCAGCAGGCUAAACCCUGGGGAGCCAGGGAGGGCCGAGUCCCAGAGGAGGAUGCUAUGAGGGUGCUGAGCAGGGCAGAGCUUCAGCCCGCCUCCCUGGUGCCAGCUCUGUCUCCGGCCCUGUCCGUGGUCAUGGCUGGCUGGUGGGGCCAAGAGAAGCUGGAGCAGGGAGCUGGCGGGAGUGAAGGGAGGAGACGGGCAAAGGACACGGCUUUCGCCUCUGCCUGUGGCUCAAUCCAGAUUUCAGGACAGGGAGUCUCCUGGGGGAAGUGAAGUAGGAAACCUGAUGGAGAAUAAAGGC
Molecule: messenger RNA, 1696 nt
Organism: Lepus europaeus (European hare)
Lineage: Eukaryota; Metazoa; Chordata; Mammalia; Lagomorpha; Leporidae
Gene: IQCC
Product: IQ motif containing C
Exons: 5
Coding region: 43-1152 (369 amino acids)
Molecular function (GO): protein binding
Source: RefSeq, a predicted model, not a curated record